AUGGGUCUUUUUACUAGUAUAUUUGUAUUCAUUAUUUGGACUGUAAUAAACUGUUCUAGUGAUGAAUUUGGUACUGAUUAUUGUCCAUAUAUGUCAUUAAUGAGUUCAAGUAAAGAUUCUAUAAUCUAUGCAAAUAUCGAAACAUCAAAAUUUUAUGUAACAGUACAAUCAGAACACAGUGGAAGUAAAUGUGAAAUACCAUUUAAUGAACCUUUUGUAUGUGGUGUAUCAAUUGGUAAAUAUCAAAAUUCGACAAAACAAUGGUUUAUUUAUUGGGGUUUUGAUGAGACCUUAGGAGAAUAUUAUGUACGAACAGUUUAUUAUAAUCAAUCAAAUUCUCAUAAAUGUCUAUAUAAGUAUAGUGAUACACAAAAGUUACAUACAGAUUCAGUUGUAUUUCAAGUAGCACAUGAUGGAUUAAUGGCAUAUGGUUUUGAUUAUAAUUCGGCCCACUUCUAUGAUUUACAAUUAAAUAACGUAACAUCAAUUAAUAAAAAUUUCUCAUUUACACCUAGUGAUAUGAGUUUAACUAGAACUGGUGAUCAAGUUAUUACAAUUGGAUAUUUGAAAAAUGGUACUCUCUCAUCUUCAUUAAUGUAUGCAACUGUAUGUUUAUCAAAAUUAAAUUCAACCCGCAAUUAUUCAAUAACAAUUCUGAAUUGUGUAGAAGUUCAUCAUUUCGGUUAUCAUUUUAGUGAAUAUCAUCCUGGACCAAAAUUAUCUGUUGAUAUUAAUAAUGAUACAAAUUUAUUUGUUAUUGGAAAUUCCGCAAAUAAAAGUAUUGAAAUAUUUAAAUUUGAUAAUAAGAGUAUUAUGAGUAUACAUAAAUAUGAAAGUCAUGUUGAAACCAAUUCUGUUUGUUGGCUUCAAGAUGGACAUCGAAUAGCAGUUGUUGCUCAUUUAAGUUCAACAUCAUCAUGGUCUCAAUCACAAAUACAAAUCUAUGAUACUAAUUUAAUGAUACAUAAUUGGCCGGAUUAUAUUUUUCCAAAUAAUCAACAACAAUUAGAUUCAUGGAAUUAUAAAAAUCCAGUAUUUAUUCUUAUAUCAGCAUGGUCACAAUGGAAUUCUUUAAUUAUUUUAAUGAAUACACAAAAAAUUCUUAUUAUUUUAUCAGCAGAAUCAGGAUCGUAUGCGGAUCCACUAUCAUAUAGUUGGUUUGAUAAUCCUUGGAUAUGGAUUGGAUUAAAAAAUCGAAGACAUAAAGAACAAUCUUCAACACCUUGUUGGCCAGGUAUGUACAAAGAAGAGAAUAGUAUUUUACCUUGUCAAAUUUGUCCAACACAAACUAAAAGUGAAAUAAAUUCAACAAAAUGUUCUUCAUGUGAUCACUCAUUAUUUUGUCCAUUAGCAUCUGUAGAAGAUACGAAUAUAAAUAAUAUGAUAGAUAUACAUGAACCAACAACUUAUCCUCGAUCAUCUGAUUCAACACAAUUUGAAGAUAUUUUACUUGCAAAUAUGUUUUUAAUUGGAAAUUCAGCACGUUGUAUAUUAAUAUCACCUUUAUUUUGGACAUUAAUUGUGUUGAUUAUCGUUAUAUUCAUUCUAUUAAUUAUUGGUGUUUUAAAAUUCUUUCCACAAAGUCAUAAACAUCGUAUAAUGAUUAAACAAAUCUUUCGUCAAACAGAUUUUAUUGGUCAAGGAGAAUUUUGGAUUGGUGGUUUAAUGUCAUUUUCUUUAUUAGUUCUUCUUGUUUUUGCUUUUUUAUUCAGUAAUGAAUAUGUUAAUCUUUAUCCAAUUGAAGAACCAACAAAUUCAAAAAUGAUUUGUGAUGAAAAACUUCGAAAUUCUCAUUUUGAAACAAAUCUUAAACUAUUAACAGCUACUCGAUCAGAUCAAGAUCAAAUUAUUUUUGAUAUGUUAAAUAAUCAACCAUUUACAUUAGUUGUUAAUUUUAUUAAUACAAAUUUUGAUUGUGAACAAUUAGAAAUUUUAGAAGGUACUGGACAUAAUCUUCAUGAACCAGUUAGUGAAAUGACAUGUAUGAAAUUAAAUUCAUCACAAAUUAUUCAUACAUCAAUUCCAUCUUAUCAUGAAGUUACAUUUCAAUAUACAAUUAAACAUUUUGCUCCUAUUGGUGGUUUAUAUAUUUGUUUAGUAGGACCAGGAAAUAUUAGUGAUGACGGAAUGAAUACUUUACGUGAGACGAAAUUUUGUAAAUGGAUUGCACAAGAAAAUCAAACAAUUGGUUAUACACCUGAAGUGAAUCUUCUUAAUACAAAAAUUAUUAAUCGUACGGCUAAUUUAAUACAAGGUAAACCAACAAAGUCAUCGGGUGUUUGGCAAACAACUUUUAUUGGUUCGGAAUUAUCAGAUCAAUUAUUAUAUAAUCGACGAGGUGAAUAUCAUCGUUAUUUAAGUGUUGAAACAGUUUUUACAAUAUCAUUAAAUGAAAAUCAUUUCUAUGUUGAAAAUAAUCAAGAACCUAUUGCUCGAAAAGCUGAAGCUAAUUUUCAUACAGUUCUCUUUAUGAGUCUUGCUUUAGAAAUGUUUUGUUUAACAUUUCUUAUGUUUAAACUUAUUUUUGUACCAUUAUUUCGGUACAUUGAACGGAAAAUUCUUUUACAUUCUCGUAUAAAACCAUUCAAUGAACAAGCAAUCUCAGAUGUUCAGUCGUAA
This is a messenger RNA of Adineta steineri, 2619 nucleotides long. Lineage: Eukaryota; Metazoa; Rotifera; Eurotatoria; Adinetida; Adinetidae. The record is from the annotation of a GenBank genome assembly.